Molecule: messenger RNA, 468 nt
Organism: Nicotiana tabacum (common tobacco)
Lineage: Eukaryota; Viridiplantae; Streptophyta; Magnoliopsida; Solanales; Solanaceae
Source: RefSeq, a predicted model, not a curated record
AUGGAUAUUCAUAUUGAGAAUUGCAAUUCUGGAAAUAUUGGCAACAAAGGAAGAUUAGCAAGAUGGGGAGUAAAUAUAGAGACCACAUGUGCACUAUUCCAACAAGGGACUGAAACAGUUCAACAUUCAUUCUUUGAAUGCGAAAUGACCGGAACAAUAUGGCAGCAACUGCUGCAUUGGCAAGGAAUACAGAGGAAGAAGCUGAUAUGGCAAGAAGAACUGGCAUGGAUACAAAGAGCAGCAAAAGGAAGAAGUGGAGGAGCAACUUUAUGUAGAAUGACUUUAGCUGCUGUAGUUUACUAUAUAUGGCAGGAAAGAAACAAUACCAUCUUCAAACAGAAAAUAAGAACAUCAGCAAGCAUAGUUAGAAUGAUUAUUCAGGAAAUCCACAUUAGAGCCACCAUGUUUCCUAGGUUAGAAAGGACUAUAACCAAAGAGAACUUGCACCUGGAUACAAUGGAACAGUGA